GGGACUUUUCGAAUGGGUUCGCCGGUAGCGUUAAAAGCAGCGCGCACACCUGCCUGCUUCUGAAAAUGCGGGUAUGGCGGUGAAAACUGUUCGAAUGAUCAUUCCACCGGUAAAUGUUCUGUCAGUAUUAUUGCCUUCUGGUGUUCCAGCUGAUCCUAUGCGUUAAAUAUCAAAAGAGAUAAUCGCCCGAGGCAGAAGAGUAAAUUUUCAACAAUGAGUUUUGAUCCGAAGAAUCUGAGUUUGUUGUCAAUAUGACUGCUUGUCUAUGGUGUUGUUGUUUUAAUGUUUAUGUUUUGGGAAUGAACUCAAAGCAGUUUUGAAAGGUCAAGUAUGUUCAUGAAGUUAAUUGAUGAUUGAAUCUUACAAAUGACUUGAAAUAUUGGGAAGAAAACUCAACACAAUUGAAUUUGCAAAGAACGGUUAUUUCAAAGCUUUCCAUUGGAAAAUACUGGCUGAAGUAUGCCUAAAAUAAUGAAAUUAUUGAAUGCAUUAUGAUGUUUAAAGUAACAUCGAAGCUGUUAAAAUAAGCUUUAUAAUAAUAAGUCCAAAAAUUUUCAGCAAGAAAAAAUUAAUCUCAAAAUUUUCAAUAUUUUACUGCUAUUUGAAUACGAUCAACUGCAAUGAACCGAAAUUGCGAAAAUGUGCAUUGUUUCUAUGCUUCAAAACUAAAAUAUUGAAAUUUAUUUUUCAUUUAUUCAAUUGAUUUUCAAUUAAUUUUUCUCCUAGAUUCAUAACUCUAAAAAACUGACAAAAUCAUUGAAUCAUUAAAUUUCGGUUUUGGGACUUAAGUUUUCACGUUUCUCUAAAAAGGUUUGAACUGAUUAAAUGCACAAACAAACUCAUUGAAAUAAAAAUAUGCAACAAUAAUACAUGCAUGAAGUUUUUAUGUAAAUUGAUGAGCUACAUACAAUUAAGAGAACUGAAUCAAUAAUUAUUUAAUUAAUGUUCAAUAGUUCUACAAUUUCCUGCAAAUAACAAAAAUCGUUAAGUCCUAAAUUUGUAUGUUGCCACUUUUCCUAGAAAUUUUAAAUAUGAAUUAGUGGAACGAACAUGUGACGAGCAACGCCAUUUGAAAAACCCUUUCGAAUAAAAUAUGCGAAGGGUGAUAAAAGUAUCCAUUUCAAGGUUGACAGUUGAACUGCUGCAAUUUGAGCCUUUUGAACUAAUUUCGAAAGAAUCAGAAGUGGACAUCCGAGCCGGCGAAUGUUUGAAACGUUCCAAACGGCUGACAGUGGGCAAUCAAAUUAGCUAAACUACAUGAUGCCAGAUCUGAAUCAUGGUCAGAACUUCUUAAGAAAUUCUUCAGAUUCGAACGAUCAAGUAAUAUCAUCGCACGGCUUUGCUAUAAAAUUCAGCAGUUCCAAGCAAUUUUCUUUCUGCCUAAGUCAUCUGCGAAAGAAAACGGAGGAAAGUUUAUCUCUGUUUGAGAGAUAAAGCAAAGAUUUUUCUUUGAAGAAAGAAACUGUUCGCAAAAUGAGAGAAGAGAGACCUGCUCUAUCAUCUGUGUUUCAACAACAAAAUGCUCUUUCAAAACAUUUAUUAUGAUCUAACAGCUUCAUAAAGUCAUACUAUAAUCAUGCCUCGUUUACGCAUUAGAAGAUUGCUGUUGACUCUAUUUAUUGUGGUGUGUUCUACAUUCCUUGUGCUGAAUCUCACCUCAAAUUCUCAUCAGGCAAUGUUGAUUGCUGCCAAAACUGGAGACCGUGAAUUACCAGCUAUGUUUGAAUUCGGUGCAGGCAGAAGGCCGAAGUUUGAAAACUCUCCAACUACAUCCACUCAAAAUGCAGUCACAACAGAAAAAUUACAAAAGUCUGAUUCCAGAAAAUCGUCUUUUAGUCGUCCAAAGAGAAUGGAACCGAAUCACCAUCAUAUGGAAAGGAAAGCAAACAUGAUGGCUGGACCAUUAGUAAUUGAUUCUAAUCAACCAAUAACAAAACUUUGGUUUAUGAAAGGUGGUGGAGUGAGGCCCCAACCCGCAGCUGCGUAUUCGAAACCACUUUUAUGGCCUGAACAAGAUUCAGGAGACAGAAUUGUUGAACAACUUAUGUAUGUUCCUCCCAACUACACUUCAAGUUGGAACUUCUCAGCGCCGACUUCGAUGGUGGCUACCAUGUCUCAAAAGCAAAAGCUGAAGAAGAUACUUCUGUACUUUGGCAAGGGCGGCUGGAACGACUUGCCUCUUGGCAGAACAGUUUUUCUCAGGGAUAAAUGUCCGGUCAAUACGUGUGAACUGACGACUUCGCUAAAAGAUGCAGAAAAUGUAGAUGCCCUUUUCUUCAAAGACCGAUUUCUUUGGCCAUUCUACAAAAGGAGACCGAAUCAAGUCUGGAUAUUGUUCCUCCUUGAGUGUCCACUUCACACUCAAGCUUUCAAAAACCUCAAAGAUGUGUUCAACUGGACAGCAACUUACAGGCAUGAUUCAGAUCUAGUCGCACCAUAUGAAAAAUUUGUUCCUUACAACAUUAGUUGGAAUAUACCAAUCAACAAAAAUGAAAUUAUUGGUGAUACUACCAACUAUGCAGGCAACAAGACUAAAAAAGUGGCAUGGUUCGUGUCAAACUGUAACGCCAAAAAUAAGAGAUUAGAGUAUGCUAAAGAGUUGGGCCAGCAUAUAGAGGUGGACAUUUAUGGGUCUUGUGGCAAUAAAAAGUGUCCACGUACACUGACACAUAAGUGUUUCCGAAUGCUGGACAAGGACUACAAGUUUUAUUUAGCUUUCGAGAACUCUAAUUGCAAGGACUACAUUACGGAAAAGUUUUUCAUAAACGGACUUAGUCGCAAUAUCGUCCCUAUUGUGAUGGGAGCUCGACCAGAAGAUUAUGCAAGGGCAGCUCCACCCCAUUCUUACAUCCACGUCGAUGACUACGCUUCACCAAAAGAAUUAGCAGAGUACUUGAACAUUCUGGACAAGAAUGAUACUCUAUACAACGAGUACUUCAGGUGGAAGGGCACAGGAGAGUUUGUCAACACUUAUUUCUGGUGUCGGAUGUGCGCCAUGCUGCACGCACCACCCUAUUACAAAUCGUAUCCCGACAUGCACCGCUGGUGGGCAGGUGCUGGCACCUGUAAUGCCGGACAUUGGCGGCAUCAAACCCCGAAGAAGCCUCAGCAACAAGUGGGAACUACUGAAAAUAUUAAAGAUGAUAAUGGUUAAAUAAAGAUAUACACCAAACAUGAAUUUAUAUAUGUCAUAAUGAUUCUGACUUGAUGCACUAAUUCAGCUAAAGCUGAAUAUUUCCGUGUGUGAUGUCAUGCGUUUAGGCAGAGCACAUUGUGUCAUAGCAGAAUGUUAGGGUACAUUGCUGUACAUAUUUGCACUCGCGACAAAUCCCACCGCAAAGUGAUUUUUUAUUUAAAUAGAAAUGUCAACUGAACAGAAGUGGAAAGCAUUCAAAAUUGGUUGAUGUUUAAUGAAGGUAAGCAUUCCCUGCAUGAAUAAAACUGCAUUCCUCGAUUUGUAGAUUUUCCAGCGAUGUUAAAACAUUCCAUGUGUGUCUUUUAUUUGUUAAGGGCCGUAUUGUGCAGUGACGAGAAGCAAAAAAUUUGGCAAAUGUAGAUAUUUUGUAACAUCAAACAUGACGUCAUCCCAGUGAAAACGAAGACACUAUUUUAAGCUAUUCAUAAUUGGCAGGAAACCAAAAAUUUAAAAUAGUCCACAAAAACUUGAAGAUGAUACAUUUGUUUACUUAUGUAAGACAUCAAUAUUUAAUUGCGAUUUGUUUGGAAUCCUAAUAAUAAUAAUUUGCAGAUACAGUAGAGCCUCAAUUAAAUGAAAUAAUGUAGACGGAUCAACUUUGAAAAAUCAAAAAUUCCAGUACUUGAAAGUGCUUUAAUUAGCUCUUACAAACUUAAACUUUUGACAGAAAAAUGUAAGCAUUUUUUAAAUAACUGGUAAAGAUGAACUUUGCAAAUUCAUUCCCUAUUGUUAUAAACAACAUAUUUUUUUCUUAACAAAUGUCACAAAAUACAGAAAAUGCUUUAAUUUCGAAGACAUAAUCUAGUAAAUUUAUUGUAUAACUAAUAAUUCCUCAUGUCCUCUUAUUUAGUAUUUAACAUGAAUACUCUCUGAAAACAAAUGGCAAAACAAUGCAAUUCUUCAGCUUUCAAUUCAAUCUGUUUCAAAUUAAACAACAGUUUUAAAACUAGAGUCAUUUAUAAUGUUCCGAAAAUGUACUGCUGGGUGUGGUAAAAAACGAAGCAGGUGACAGAACUGCACAAAUGAUUUGGUGUUUGCAAUAGGAGUGGCUGCCUAUAAUGAGUAUAAAUUGGUACUGUUUAUUUGCGAAGAAAAUAGUAAUAAUAGUUAAAAAUUAUAUUUAAGAAAAACAAAGUUGUUUUAACACAUUUUAUAUAAAAAACGUUUCUGAUAAUCGAGGUUCUACUGUACUCUAAUAGAUAUAAGAAGAAAUGUAAUAACUAUUAUUUAUAUGCUUAUUGUAUGUUUGAAGUAAAAUGUAAGCUCGUUUUGAGCAUUCCCUUUCAUUUUGAACCUUUGUAUCCAUAAAAAAAGAAAAUGUACACAUUUAUUUACAGGUUUUGACUUGUAAAUAAAAGCAUAAA
This is a messenger RNA of Uloborus diversus, 4560 nucleotides long. RefSeq names its product glycoprotein 3-alpha-L-fucosyltransferase A-like. Gene Ontology annotation, molecular function: alpha-(1->3)-fucosyltransferase activity. Lineage: Eukaryota; Metazoa; Arthropoda; Arachnida; Araneae; Uloboridae. Gene Ontology annotation, cellular component: membrane. The record is from RefSeq and is a predicted model, not a curated record.